Cyphomyrmex costatus is the source of this 450-nucleotide messenger RNA. Its product is annotated as PBAN-type neuropeptides-like. Gene Ontology annotation, molecular function: neuropeptide hormone activity. The transcript has 3 exons. NCBI's taxonomy places the organism in Eukaryota, Metazoa, Arthropoda, Insecta, Hymenoptera, Formicidae. Gene Ontology annotation, biological process: neuropeptide signaling pathway. The record is from RefSeq and is a predicted model, not a curated record.
AUGGUGAAGGUGCGAGUGAAAGAAUCGAGGGAAUUGGGCUUGAACGGCGGAUCGAACGACGGCUCGUGUAUUGAAGGCAAAUGUAUCAAACGUACCAUGCAGGAUAUAGCCAGCGGCAUGUGGUUCGGACCGCGUUUAGGAAGACGACGCAGAUCGGACGAGAAACAGGAAGUGAGUCCCGAGAUAGAAAUUCUGGCGAAUGCAUUGGACGGUGUGCAUUGGACGAUUAUUACGAUUCCCGCUAACGACAAGAGACAACCGCCUCAAUUUACACCGCGUUUAGGACGAGGAUCGAACGAGAAUCUAUUCUCCUCUAGAGAUGCGUAUGAAGCUGAUGAAGAUGACCGUCGGUUAUCGCCGCUAUUCACGUCUCGCUUAGUACGUCGGUUUCCUUGGAUACCGUCGCCGAGACUUGGACGUCAAUUACGCAACGUAUUAUGAAGAUUAUAG